AAGAAAUAAGCUGCGAGCCACUGUAUGUACAUACAUAUACUUUAUGGGGUCUGAGGGUGUAUAGCGUAUAAUAGUAUAUGUACAUAUGCAUAUGAAAGUAUCUUUAAGUUUAAUCAAACAUACAUAACUUUAUAUGAAUCUACACCAACCAAACCCCUACAAAUUACUGUUGUGAACAUAGUAUACAAUUCCCGUACAAGUUGUCAAUGGCAACGUUUUCCGAACCAUAACACAGUUCUCGUAACAAUUGCUCCACUCAUUGUUUGCAUUAGCAUGGAGGAACUUCAAAAAUUUGGACUUUUUAUAGAUGAUAUCUACAGACUACGAGUUGAAAGCCCAAACGUUGUCGGCGAAAAAAAUCUGUUUAAAACGGAAUGCUUUAAAUACUCCACAAGUUUAAAAGUGUUUAAGAAAUUAGUUAAUGAUUUCUGUAAAAUAAAUGUAUUGACCGCAAAAGAUGUCGAUAAAGAAAAAUUACGCGCAAUUAGCACUCAGAAUCAGCUUAAAACCAUAUCUAAUCACCGUCAAAGUGAGCUGCAAAUUUAUCAGACCGAGAUUACAGAGUACACGAUCGAAUUAGAACGAUUAAAAAAUGAAUUGCAGUAUUUACAGCGAAUCGAAAGUGAGCAACAUGAAAUUAUAAAUAAUUUUUUUGAAAAUCACUAA
Messenger RNA from Drosophila ficusphila, 666 nucleotides. RefSeq lists its product as uncharacterized. Bases 274 to 666 code for a protein of 130 amino acids. Gene Ontology annotation, cellular component: cilium; intraciliary transport particle B; Golgi apparatus. The transcript has a single exon. NCBI's taxonomy places the organism in Eukaryota, Metazoa, Arthropoda, Insecta, Diptera, Drosophilidae. The record is from RefSeq and is a predicted model, not a curated record. Gene Ontology annotation, biological process: protein localization to cilium; centrosome localization; intraciliary transport.